UCGCAGUAAAUUUUCAACGUGUAUCGUUUCGGAGUGCUGGAUAUAUCCUUUUGGUCUUUGUGUAAACGUUAUAAAUACUAUUGUGCUGAAGAAAGUGAGAGUGAAGGACGCGUGUAAUUGAGAACGAAAUCGAUUAAUGAAGUAAUUUUAAUAUUAUAAUGUGAGAGAUGCGUCGUGGCGAAGUCGCGGUAAUCGCGAUAGCCCUUUUGGUUCUCGGGCAAGUCCCGGGUCCUCGUCAAGUCAGGGUGGUGGGUGCCGUCGUCGUUGGCGCGGCUGUUUGCGGCAGGAUACCAGGCCUGGCCAAGGGUCAACGAGACCAGUGUAGAGCAGCACCACACGCCAUGCCAGCUGUCGGGGAAGGCGCCGCUCUGGGGCUGCGCGAAUGUCGGCACCAGUUCAGACAUCACCGUUGGAACUGCUCCCACGUGGCCAGCGACCAGGUCUUCGGGCACGUCGUCGUUGUCGGAAGCAGAGAGGCUGCGUUCACCUACGCCAUCAGCUCGGCUGGUGUCACAUAUACUAUCACAGCUGCAUGCAGUAGAGGCAACAUUACGGCUUGCGGUUGUGAAUCGGCUGUAAGAACCAGCAAAGAACUAGUUCCUAGCGGCUGGCAAUGGGGCGGCUGCAGCGCUGACGUUACGUACGGCAUGAGGUUCGCGCGUAGGUUUCUCGACGCGAGGGAGAUCGAGGGAGACGCCAGAAGUCUGAUGAAUCUUCACAACAACAAGGCAGGACGAAAGAUGGUGAAGGCCCUUCUCCAAACGGAAUGCAAGUGCCACGGUAUUUCCGGUUCCUGCACGGUAAGAACCUGCUGGCGAAAGCUGCCCAGCUUCCGGCAAAUCGGCGACGCCCUGAUGAAAAAAUAUCACCGGGCACGUCCAGUACUGGCGAUCACGCCAGCCCCGCACCCGACCAUACAGAGCUUCUCCGGCGACUCCGCGCUGACGGAUACGACGCCGAUUUUGGGCAACGACGCGAAAACGCAAGGCAAGCCUGCGAAGGAUCCGACAAAAUCGCGGGGCGAACGAAGGCCAAGGAAAAAAGGGAACAAACCACGAAGGCCGCAUUUGGUCUUGAAGAGGCCCAGGCCCAGCAGCGGACCCGGCCACGGACCAAAACGGAUCCCGAAACGAAGUGAACUCGUGUUUCUCCAGCCGUCCCCCAAUUACUGCGAGCCGGACUUGGCCCACGGCAGCUUUGGCACGCAAGGCCGCACCUGCAAUCGCACUAGCCGAGAUACAGACGGAUGCGAUCUGAUGUGUUGCGGCCGGGGUUACAAUACUCACCAGUAUACGAAAGUCUUCCAAUGCCGUUGCAAAUUCCACUGGUGCUGUCUCGUCAAGUGCGACACGUGUACAGAUCGGAUCGAGGAAUACACGUGCAAGUAGCGCGUUAUAGAAGAGAAAGUACAAUUGCGCUCGUUUUAUUUUUCGAAUCACAAUUAUGUAUGAUGUAAUAUAUAAACGAGAUAAGAGUCGCGUUCGCAUAGUAAUUGUAACUCGUAAUUAGACAUAGAAAACUCCGCCCUUUUAACCAGUUUAAGCAAAUUACUUUACCGCAAUUGAUCGUUGGUUUCAGUAUAAUAUUUACCUUGUUUUAUAAUGUACAUAAGUGCACGUUGUUUCGGAAAAUUGAG
Molecule: messenger RNA, 1636 nt
Organism: Diprion similis
Lineage: Eukaryota; Metazoa; Arthropoda; Insecta; Hymenoptera; Diprionidae
Gene: Wnt2
Product: protein Wnt-2
Exons: 8
Coding region: 168-1388 (406 amino acids)
Biological process (GO): cell fate commitment; multicellular organism development; positive regulation of JNK cascade
Cellular component (GO): extracellular region
Molecular function (GO): cytokine activity; frizzled binding
Source: RefSeq, a predicted model, not a curated record